Paecilomyces variotii is the source of this 1493-nucleotide messenger RNA. RefSeq lists its product as hypothetical. The coding region runs from base 295 to 1236 and encodes 313 amino acids. The record is from RefSeq and is a predicted model, not a curated record. The transcript has 2 exons. Lineage: Eukaryota; Fungi; Ascomycota; Eurotiomycetes; Eurotiales; Thermoascaceae.
ACUGAGCUGAGCUGAGCUGAGCUCUCCCAAAAAGUGAGACCUUGAUCUCCCAGAGUCCAUGGACUCUGGCUAGUCUACUCCACUCGGUUGAUCACUCCUACGAGCUUGAACACCUCCAUGCUCUCCUCAAGACUCUGGCUUAUUCGAAAGGGGGUCCGUGGCUUUGAGUUUGGCUGAGCGGUUGAGUCGUUGCCUUCAUUUCGACGGGACCUCCGACGAGUCAACGAACCGACCGAAAAACGGGCCACCAGUGUUUCCAGCUUCCAUUCAGCUACCACAUACCCAGCGCUCGACAUGGAUCCUACGAUGCACGAAGCACCAUCCAUCGGCCAUCAGUCUGCUGAGAUCGAAGAACACACUUCAGCUGAUACCAAGCAAUUCUCUAUUUACUCAUAUACAGGUAACAUAGCUGACUAUGAUGACGAUGAGAUCUUCUGCUCGCUCGACAUGGACAAGGCGAACGAACUGGUCGGCUGGAUUUUAAAUCAUCCUUUCUUACAAUCCCGAAGUGGGAAAGCCUCAAAACGCCGUCGAUUCUAUGCGGAGAUUCGUGACAAAGCAAUACUGGCCGGAAUGGACCCGUCUACCACGGAAGCUUUGUUGGUCUACGUCGACAAGUUGUGUGCAGAGAGGCGGAAUCGGUUUUCGCGCAAGAAGCCAGUCACACGCGAUGAAGGGGUCGAACAGGGACGCAAAAAUACAGAGAUCUUGAGCAAAGAUGAGAAGAGACAAGGGCAGGAGACCAUGCGAAACGUGGAUGAUGAGCCAGUGGAAAAACAGGACCACGUUUCAGUAAUUCCUUUGCCUGUGGUGUCGGAACCACAGGAAAUACAGCUAGACAAGCUCGACGAUGAACCAGUGGAGUGUCUUCCAGAGGGACCUACUAUACCACAGAAUCACCCCCUGACUGCAACUGAUGGGAACGAUAAGGAAGGUCCACUGACAUCCAAGGAUAAAGACCACUUUCCUUCUGGCUUCUAUGAUAAAAGCACUGCGGAUGUUGCUGUCUCACCAUCGCUGAAAACAAGGCAAAGAAAUCAUAGAAAGAUGGAAGCCAGGAAAGCAAGGAGGGCCGAAAGGAGAGCAAGCUAUCGGGCAGCGCACACAGCAUCAUCCAAAGAUUCUCCACCCAGAGCUGGACGAAAUCCUGCUCCAAAGGCGUCUGAUCCGGAUCGCAGCGCCCGUCAACCACUCCAUGGUUUGGAGGAUACAUUCUUGGAUGGCUCGGGUUUUUAGACACCGAUGAUUCGCAAGGCAUGACGGCAAGCGAUGAGGUGAUGUCAAAAUACUUCAAAAAACCCCAGUUUCAAACCAAAAGACAGCGCGAGAGCCCACAACGAAAGAGUCCGAUAGGCUCUACUAAUUCCUUAGGAGUGACUCCUGUUUCGCAGGAAGUUAUGGUAUCCGCCCUCCUGGAGUUUGACUUCUUUCCCUCAGACUCGUCCUUGAGUGAUGUACCAAGCGACGUGAGUUCAAUCUUAGGGGAUGGAGAU